AUGACCCCAAACGAAGGCGACCAGGCGAUGGCCCACAAAGAACAGAGAGCUGUGUUUUCCUCUCGGAGCAACACGAGUUCUGCGAAGCUAUUGGACGAAGUACCAUCUAGCGACAAUGAGCGACUUUACACUCUGCAAGCCGCAGAGGACCCAACGCAUUGCGGAUCACCCAAAGUUGACCCUUUGAUCUGGGCCGAAGUGACUUCCCACCUCACUGUUCCCAACACGAUAGACGCCCGCCAACGGGACAUUUUGUUCGAGAACUUGACUGUUCAUGGCAAAGGAUCUUCGGUACAAAUCCAACAGACUGUUUUGUCGGCCCUGCUAUACCCCGUUGCGUACUCCGUCAAACGGCUCGUGAGCAUUGUUCGUAACAAGAAAGCCGAGUGUGACCGACGAACCAUAUUACAUGGAUUUGAUGGGAUUGUGCACAGUGGUGAAUUAUUGCUGGUGCUCGGUCGUCCGGGUAGUGGGUGCUCAACAUUCUUGAAAUCGUUAUGUGGUUAUCUGGAUGGGUUAGAUAUCGACCCCGUCAGUGAGAUUCAGUAUAAGGGAAUACCAUUCAAAGCGAUGAUGCAAAAGUACCGGGGUGAGGUAGUGUACAAUCAAGAGACGGAUCAUCACUUUCCGAACUUAACAGUUGGUCAAACACUUGAGUUUGCAGCGCAUUCACGAGCACCACACAAUCGAGGAAGUAAUCUGAGUCGAGACCAGUAUGUUAAAUCCAUUGUGAAAGUCGUUAUGGACACAUUUGGUCUUUCCCACGCAUACAAUACGAAUGUCGGCAACGACUAUGUUCCAGGCGUCAGUGGAGGGGAAAGAAAGAGAGUCAGCAUUGCGGAAACAGUCGUGUCACGGGCUUCGGUUGUGGCAUGGGACAACAGCACACGUGGGCUUGAUGCAGCCACCGCUGUCGACUUUGUUCGGGCACUUCGUACCUCAGCCAAACUAGGAGGCUCUUGUCAUGCUGUCGCUGUGUAUCAAGCCUCAGAGGCUCUUUACAACACCUUCGACCAAAUCAUCCUUCUAUACGAAGGACGGGAAAUAUAUUUUGGUCCUCGGGAAACGGCUGUUUCAUACUUUGAGAUGAUGGGAUGGAAAAGACCACUCCAACAAGUGAGCGCGGAUUUCCUCACAGCCAUCACCAACCCUGGUGAGCGACAGCCACAGCUCGGCAUGGAAGAUGCAGUCCCCCGCACACCGGUCGAGUUCGAAGCAUACUGGAAGCAAAGCCGGGAACAUGCAGAGCUGCAGACGGCAAUGCGACAAUACAAACAGAAUAUUCCACUUGAUGGCUUAGAGGAGACCAGAUUGAAUGACAUCAAGCGCCUUGAGCAAGCAACUCGUGCUCGACCAUCGAGCCCAUAUCUUCUCUCAGUGCCUAUGCAAAUCAGACUGUGCAUCGCUAGAGCUUGGCAACGGACUCGCAACGACAUCCCGGCCCUAAUUUUCACAGCAGUGGCGCAGAUGAUAAUAUCUCUCAUCAUCGGAUCUCUCUUUUACAAUAUUCCACAGAAUACCGCUGGACUGGGCCAGAGAGCAUCAAUACUUUUCCUGGCUGUUUUGACCAACGCUUUGAUAUCCUUGUUGGAGAUCACCACCCUAUACAGCCAAAGAUUGAUCGUGGAGAAACAAGCAGCUUAUGCCUUUGUUCACCCAUUUACCGAAGCUAUCGCAGGAGUUAUUGUGGAUUUCCCUAUCAAAGUUUUGCGAUGUGUCUCGUCCGCUAUUAUAAUAUAUUUUCUGGCAGAUCUCAGGAGAGAGGCCUCCCAUUUCUUUGUCUACGUUCUCUUCCAACUCACAGCCGUCAUGACAAUGUCUACGAUGUUUCGCACUUUAGCCACCAUCACAAGGACUAUCGGACAGGCUAUGUCUCUGGCUGGGAUCAUGAUUAUAUGUGUCGCCGUGUACACUGGUUUCACUGUUCCUCAAUUCGAUAUGCGGCCAUGGUUUGGAUGGAUCCGAUGGCUCAAUCCAAUUUUUUACGCUUUCGAGGCCAUUGUCUCUAAUGAGUUCCAUGGUCGCCGUUUUGAGUGUGUGGAAUACAUUCCAAACUUGAAUUUCCAGCAGGGGCCAUCUUUCACUUGCGCUUAUGUUGGAUCCGUUGCAGGCGAGCGAUAUGUUUCUGGGGAUGCAUAUAUCGCAGAUAGCUAUGAUUACUCCUACGAUCAUGUGUGGAGAAAUUAUGGCAUCUUAGUUGCCUUUCUUGUCUUCUUCUAUGUACUGUACUUUUGGCUUACGGAGUUGAUCCCAGGAACCACACCGGCCCACGAAGUCUUGAUCUUCCGCAGUGGGGAUGUGCCUGAGAAACUGAUUCGGGGUGAUGUGGAGUCCGGAGAAGAGCCGCUACGUUUGCAGGAGCUGAAAUCACUGGCCCCUGAGGCCCAUUCAUCAGUGACAGCACAAAAGGAUACCCUCAGCUGGAAGGGACUUUGCUACGAUAUUCCAGUCAAGGGUGGCGAAAAGCGACUCCUAGAUGAUGUUAGUGGCUGGAUCAAACCUGGAUCACUCACGGCGCUCAUGGGAGUCUCAGGUGCUGGAAAAACAACACUUAUGAAUGUUCUAGCGCAGCGCAUGACUAUCGGGAUUGUCACGGGAGAUAUAUUGGUCAACGGCCACGAACUUGACGACAGCUUUGCCCGAAAAACUGGCUACGUCCCACAGCAAGAUCUUCAUGUGGAGACUUGCACCAUCCGCGAGGCCCUUCGAUUUAGCGCAGCACUGCGUCAACCCCAAUCCGUAUCGAUCGAGCAAAAAUAUGCUUUUGUAGAGGAGGUAAUUCAGUUGCUGGGAAUGGAGGAUUUUGCGGAAGCGGUUAUUGGAAAUCCCGGCGAUGGUUUAAACAUGGAACAAAGGAAACUGCUGAGUAUUGGAGUCGAGCUCACUGCCAAGCCUCAACUUCUGAUCUUCCUUGACGAGCCAACCAGUGGUUUGGAUUCACGAAGUUCGUGGGCUAUCUGCGCGUUCAUGAGAAAGCUUGCGGACCAUGGCCAGCCCAUUCUUGCUACAAUCCAUCAACCAAGUGCUGUUCUCUUCGAGCAAUUCGAUCGUUUACUGUUUCUUGCCAAAGGCGGGAAGACAGUCUAUUUUGGAGACAUUGGUAACCAGGCUCAGACAGUUCUGGGAUAUCUCGAAAAGCAUGGAGCUCGUCACUGUGGCCCAACCGAAAACCCCGCUGAAUACAUGCUCGAGGUCAUCGGUGGGGGGACCCAAGGGGAAGGGGAGUGUACGCCCAUUGACUGGGUUCACUCGUGGAAAAACAGCUCUGAACACGACAAAGUUCUUGAAGAGUUGGACAUUCUCGCAUCAUCACCGCCAAACGCUGCGUCCGCCAACCCCUACAAAGUGAAUGAAUUUGCAAUGCCUCUCACACUUCAAUUUUACCGCGUUAUGGCACGCGACCUCCAACAGUAUUAUCGCCAACCCGAAUACAUUUUGGCCAAGUUUGGAGCAGGUGUUUUUUGCGGCCUUUUUAUCGGCUUCUCCUUCUGGAAAUCUGAUAACUCAAGCCAAGGCUUUCAAAAUGUUUUGUUUAGUUUGUUCCUCUUGUGCACAAUAUUCUCCACACUCGUCAACCAAAUUAUGCCCAAAUUUCUUUCUCGACGAACAUUAUAUGAAUUGCGAGAGAGACCAGCUAAAACCUACUCAUGGAAAGUAUUCAUUCUGUGUCAGAUACUCGUUGAGCUGCCAUGGCAAGCCUUGCUGGGGCUAUGUACCUGGGCCUCAUUUUACUUUUCGGUUUACGGUAGCGCCCAAAGCCCUCAGCGGCAGGUGCUUAUUCUUCUCUUCACUGUACAAUUCUUCCUAUUCGCAUCAACCUUUGCCCAACUUGUGAUUGCUGCAGUCCCGAAUGUGGCUUUGGGCAGCAUGCUGUCUACAUUCGCAUUCCUCCUAUGCCUCCUGUUCAAUGGCAUCAUGCAGCCACCUAGUGCACUACCACGGUUUUGGACAUUUAUGAAUCGGGUUUCCCCUCUCACCUAUUACGUGGGCGGCAUUAGUGCUACUGCAUUGCAUGGUCGUCCAAUCCACUGCUCUGAUCGAGAGCUGAGAGUCUUUGACCCCCCACGUGGACAAAAUUGCGGUGAAUAUCUGGUGGAAUAUCUAAAAACAGCGCCAGGCACGCUGUACAACCCACUUUCGGCCGAUCGAUGCCAGUAUUGCCCGCUUCGGGUGGCAGAUCAGUAUCUUGCUGCUCGGGAGAUCUCCUGGGAUAACCGAUGGAGAAACUUUGGAAUUUUCUGGGCGUAUAUCAUCUCUAACAUCAUUGGCGCCAUUGGACUGUAUUAUCUGUUCCGAGUUCUACCCUACACAAGGAAAACUCGCGCACAGAAGCCUGGAAAAUGA
This is a messenger RNA of Penicillium vulpinum, 4344 nucleotides long. RefSeq lists its product as uncharacterized. Gene Ontology annotation, molecular function: ATP binding; ABC-type transporter activity; ATP hydrolysis activity. Gene Ontology annotation, biological process: transmembrane transport. The coding region runs from base 1 to 4344 and encodes 1447 amino acids. Gene Ontology annotation, cellular component: membrane. The transcript has 5 exons. The record is from RefSeq and is a predicted model, not a curated record. NCBI's taxonomy places the organism in Eukaryota, Fungi, Ascomycota, Eurotiomycetes, Eurotiales, Aspergillaceae.